GAUUGUAUAAUUACCAACCAAGUACACCAAUUGAUACUUCUCAUUCCCAGAGUCAUCCAAGAUACGGUAAAUUAGUUCAAACACAAGAUAUCAAGAUGACUUCCAAUAUAUGUGAUGGGGAGACCAUUAAUGUCCUAUUCUAUGGUUUUGGAGCGAUUGGUUCCGUCUAUGCAUUCAUUCUAAGUCGAGUAUCAAACGUGCGAUUGACUGUUGUAGCGAGGUCAAAUUAUCAGGCUGUGAAGGAGAAUGGGCUGAAGCUUAUCAGUCAAAACCACGGUGAAAAUACCUUUCACCCAGCUAACGUCAUCAAAACGCCCGAUGAAGCACCAGGCCAUUAUGACUACAUAGUUUGCUCUAACAAAGCCAUUGGCCAAGAGGCUGUAGCUAAGUCUCUUGCACCAGUGAUUUCCGAGUCAACAACCAUUGUACUUAUUCAAAAUGGCGUCGGAAAUGAAGACCCAUUCCGCGCAAUCUACCCCCAAAAUACCAUUAUCUCUUGCGUUGCGUGGACCGGCGCUAUUCAAAACACACCUGGUAUCGUUCAUCACACCAAAAACGAAAAUCUGCAAUUAGGACUCUUCCCAAACCCGAAUGUAUCAACAGAAAUCGAAGACAAGCGAUUGAACGUCUUUUCGGAAUUACUAUCAGCUGGAAAAACUCCGCACGAAGUUUUCUCUCCUUCCAGAUUGCAGACCGCCCGCUGGGAAAAAGUUAUCUGGAAUUGUGCUUGGAAUUGUUUAACUACGCUUACACGUCUCCAUACACAUGAAUGGCUCAAUUCUUCUCCGGAAGCUAUGAAUAUGACGCGAACACUUAUGGGAGAAGUAGUUACUGUUGCAAGAAAAAUGGGGGUUGAUAUUAAAGAUGAUUUGAUUGAGAGAUUGAUGAAGAGGAUACUUGGGAUGCCGAGUAUUGGUACGAGUAUGUUGACUGAUGCGUUGUGCGGGAGACAGUUAGAAUUAGAUGUAAUACUUGGAGUGCCGGUUAAGAGGGGUAGGGAGUUGGGGGUGGAUAUGAGGGUUUGUGAAACGGUUUAUACGUUGCUUCAGGGAGUGGAUUUGGGUUUGAGGCAAGGAGGACCGAGGAGUACUUGAGAGAUGGGGGAUAUGAUGGGGUUGUAAGGCGAAUGGUUUGUAAUGUAGUUUAGAGAAUUAGAGAAUUAGAUGGAAGAGUUCAUGUUUCUUCAUGAUUUGUGAUGGAGAUCAGGUUCUAGAAGACACGUGCAUUCUCGUCUAUCAGAAUGCUGACAAUUAUUCA
This is a messenger RNA of Botrytis cinerea B05.10, 1257 nucleotides long. RefSeq lists its product as hypothetical. The record is from RefSeq and is a predicted model, not a curated record. Bases 96 to 1094 code for a protein of 332 amino acids. Gene Ontology annotation, cellular component: cytoplasm. Gene Ontology annotation, molecular function: 2-dehydropantoate 2-reductase activity. Lineage: Eukaryota; Fungi; Ascomycota; Leotiomycetes; Helotiales; Sclerotiniaceae. The transcript has 4 exons. Gene Ontology annotation, biological process: pantothenate biosynthetic process.